GUCAGUUAAUCGCUGCACAAUGCAGCAACCGUAUUCCUCUCUUAACGAGAAGUCGCCCUUUCUCCGCCUUCCAAUCGAGCUUCGCCGCCUAAUAUACCGCUCCAUCCUCCCCCACACGACAACCUUCGACAGCAAUGGCAACGGGGCCUGGCGCAUGCAAAAAACGCUUCCACGCAGCGACCGCGAAACCGGCAACGACAUUGUUUGGUACCGCGGCUGCACAGCUCUCCUUGCCGUGAACCGCCAAGUGCAUGAGGAAACAGCAGAUAUGCUGUACGGCGAGAAUACAUUUGUGGUGGAUGUUACGUUCGAUAAAAUUGGCUUCCGGUAUCGCUGGCGGACUGCGAAUCAGUUGACGCCCAGCCGCAUGUACGCCUUCUUGGACCACUUCUCGCAGCGCAAUCUGAUCCGGGUGAAAAACUACGUCGUGAAUGUCGAAUCGGUGGAUGACUAUACGGGUAUGAUCAAAUACAAUUGUGGGGGAAGAGGUUUAGCGGCUGGGAUACGCGGGAAGGUGCAAGAGCUGGUGGACUUGCUAGCUGUGGUCCCGACUCUGCAGAGUUUGGAGAUACAUUUGAUUGAUGGAGCGAUUAGUCGGCUGCGGUUUCCAAGCGGGAGAGUACAUAGGGUGCAGGAUGAUGCUAACUUUGCGCAGUCGCAGAUGGUACUUGAUCCGUUUAGGGCGUUGUACGGAGUGCGCAAAGCGCAGGUUACGGGUGUAAGUAAGGAAUAUACCGAGAAGCUGGAGGGGAGCAUAACUGCGCAACGUGGCGUAGCGCGUUCCUGAACUCAAUCUCGUAAAAUCUUCCAUCCUGCACCAAACGGCAGAUCGCAGUCGGGAUAAAUCAAGUGUUGUCGACACUUGCUUCUGUACAUGUUUGAUCCUUCAGCCAAACAAGGCACUGUGUGAGAACCGUGACAUGGCUCACAGGUACUUCUGAAGUGACUGCAGAAAUCCACAUAACAGUUACUAACUUUUCUAGGCAUAGUCAUAGUUAGGAUGCAGUCGCAGGCCUUAUGCUAAACGUAGC
Dothidotthia symphoricarpi CBS 119687 is the source of this 1031-nucleotide messenger RNA. RefSeq lists its product as uncharacterized. The record is from RefSeq and is a predicted model, not a curated record. Lineage: Eukaryota; Fungi; Ascomycota; Dothideomycetes; Pleosporales; Dothidotthiaceae. The transcript has 2 exons. Bases 20 to 787 code for a protein of 255 amino acids.